Messenger RNA from Penicillium waksmanii, 1359 nucleotides. RefSeq lists its product as uncharacterized. Bases 1 to 1359 code for a protein of 452 amino acids. Gene Ontology annotation, cellular component: vacuolar membrane. Gene Ontology annotation, molecular function: amino acid transmembrane transporter activity. Lineage: Eukaryota; Fungi; Ascomycota; Eurotiomycetes; Eurotiales; Aspergillaceae. Gene Ontology annotation, biological process: amino acid transmembrane transport. The transcript has 10 exons. The record is from RefSeq and is a predicted model, not a curated record.
AUGAGCAGCGACGAAGAAUCUUACCCCGUCGACCGGAAGGUGGCCGUUGAGGAGCCCCUCCAGAAGGACACAGAGAAACCUCUAUCGGCCAAGGACCUAGAACCUUUUGGCAAUGAAGAGACCGCAGAGGUCAAGUAUCGCACCAUGAAGUGGUGGCACUGCGGCAUGCUCAUGAUUGCAGAGAAUGUCUCGGUGGGAAUUCUGUCUCUUCCAUCUGCAGUGGCCACGCUUGGAAUGGUUCCUGCUGCUAUCAUGAUUAUUUUUAUUUCUGCCUUGUCAUGGUACACUGGCUAUGAAAUUGGCCAAUUCAAGCUGCGCCACCCCCAAGUUCACAGCAUGGGAGAUGCUGGUGAACUCCUCAUGGGCCGCAUUGGCCGCGAGGUUCUGGGAAUCGGCCAAUUACUACUUCUAAUCUUUCUCAUGGCCAGCAAUAUUCUGACUUUCAACAUCCUGAUGAAUGUUCUAACAGACCAUGGAACUUGCACAUUGGUCUUCGGUGUUGUUGGCUUGGUCAUCUGUUUCCUGGGCGCUCUUCCUCGUACCAUGAACAAGGUUUACUGGAUGUCCGUCGUCUCAUUCGUGAGUGUCUUCGUUGCAACUGUCGUGACCAUGGUCGCCGCCGGAGUUGAAACCAAGACGCAAGUUGUGAAUGAAGCGACCAAGGAAGUUAGCUUUCGCGAGGGCUUCCUGGCAGUUACAAACAUUAUCUUUGCCUACCUUGCUCACGUGGCUUACUUUGGCUUCAUGUCCGAGACUGAGGACCCUCGCACUUUUAACAAGUCGCUUGCCAUGCUCCAGAUCAUCGAUACUGUUUUGUACCUCGUCAGUGCCUUGAUUAUAUACCACUACGUGGGUCCCGAUGUCAAGUCGCCAGCCAUUUCGUCACUGAGCCCUAUUAUGAGCAAGAUCGCCUGGGGCCUUGCUAUUCCAACGACUAUUCUUUCCGGUGUUGUGCUGGGCCAUGUCGCCUGCAAAUACAUCUACGUCCGCAUGUUCCGUGGAUCUGACAAGAUGCACAGCCGGAGCUUUCUCUCCGUUGGCUCAUGGGUUGCGAUCUGCAUUGGUGUGUGGAUCGUGUCCUGGGUUGUUGCUGAGUCGAUUCCUGUCUUCAAUGACUUGCUGAGUCUUAUUAGUGCGCUUUUCGGAAGCUGGUUUAGCUUUGGACUUCCCGCCAUCUUUUGGUUCCACAUGAACCAAGGCCAGUACUUCAAGAACUGGCGGAAGACAGUUUUGACAAUCAUCAACGUCGGCGUUCUCGGCAUCGCCAUCGCCAUCUGCGUAUUGGGUCUCUGGGUAUCGGGCGUUGCCAUUCACGGCGACUCCGCCUCUAACAGUUGGUCGUGUGCCAACAGUGCCUAA